Messenger RNA from Caenorhabditis auriculariae, 4603 nucleotides. Lineage: Eukaryota; Metazoa; Nematoda; Chromadorea; Rhabditida; Rhabditidae. The record is from the annotation of a GenBank genome assembly.
AUGGAGAACAAGCUGAAGCUCGUCGUCGUCGGCGACAGUUAUACCGGCAAAACCAGGCGAGUUCCUCCUAUUUCUGCAUUUUUCAUUAUCUCUAGUUCUUUGCUGUCCUGAAAAUCCGAUUUUUAGCUUUUUGGAGUUUUAAUUAUGGCCUUCUUUAGAUAGAAGCAUCUUGAAAAGUUCUAAGAAACUGCUUGUGCAGAAACUUUUGUUAAAAACAUAUUUUUCAUAUUUCUUCAUAAAGCUUGUGUGUUGAUUGUAUUAGGAGAAGCUCAAACUGAUCUUGUUAUUAUUUAAAAAUAUUCGCGGAAUUAAGAAAUUCAUAAGCUCUGCCUUUAUUGCGAGUCUCAAGAGUUGAUUAUUUUUUCAAAGUUGUCUAUGCACCAUUUUACAUUUGAAACUGAUGAAUAGCAUAUUUUGAAGUGAAUAAAUGGCUCAGUUUUUGAACCUCAACUUUAAUUUGUUUCCAGAAAAACUUUAAACUCCAAUUUCCAGCGAAAAAAUUAUCUCCAUCGAUGAAGAAUUUUCUUUCCAUAGAGACCCAUUUAUGAUGUAGCAAUUGCGAAAUUUCUUGAAAUUUUUCGGAAGUCUUAGUCACUAUUUUCUCAUUUUUCAGAUCUCUAGACGUUACUUAGGGGAAUUCUAGCUUUCAUAAGUCAAAUUUUAACUAUUUUAUCUAUUUUCAAGUUUCAUAGGACGAGAAAGCCUAUUAUUUAAGUGUCAAAUUUGAUUUUUCCAAUCCUCAUUAUUUUAAAUUGAUUUUGUCUUUUUUUGAGAAAUUGUUCUCUUCCAAGAAAUCGAUCAUUCUUGAUCGUUUUUCUGUGUUUGAAAAUCAAUUAUUAUCAGCUCAACUGUUUGUAUUGCUGAUAACAACUCUCGCUUUUUGCUUUUUUUUCGAACCUUUUGGGCACUAAAAGUGAAAAUUUUUCGGAACAAAGAGAUUGAAAGGCUUGAAAGGUCUCAUAAAAAUGUGCAAGUGAAAUUUGCCUCAAAUUUUUGGAGUAAAUGUUUUUUUUUGCAGCACUUUGGGAUGAGAAUGAUGUAAAUAUAAAUGUACAUUUUUUUUUUCUCAGUGAGAUCAAAUUAAUUUUUUCCUAAAAUUCUUUUUAGAAAGUAUCAUAUGUGUCAAACCUGAAAAACUAAAAAAAUUUGAAAACAAAAUUGAUAUUUCUUCUAGAAAGCGCGUGUUUGCAACGGCUCUAGAUUUUCAAAUAGCUUUUAUAAAAAAAUCUUAAAAUCAUUAUUUUUGAGUUUUCAACCUCACUUCUGACUAAUUCAAUAAAUUGCAACGUUCCAGCCGAACCCAAAACGUAGAAAAUGACCGGUAGGCCAGCAGAAAUCGCCAUACUUCACAGCGAAAAAACCCGAGUGGCGGCUUGCCAAUUAUGGCGCAAUUACGAAUUACGCGCGUCUAAGCCGAAGAAUUUGACAUAAAAUGCUUCAGUUGAUUCACGCCUGGCUUGAAUUACCUUCCCAAAGAAUCAUUGGAUUAUCAGAAAAUGCAAAAAUUUUCUUAUGCAUGACUUGAAAUCUUUCGGAAGAUGCAAAAAUUAAAUAUUAACUAAUUUUCUCCUUGGGAGAAAAACAUUUUUCUGAAAACUUCCAGUCAGGUUAUAGAUUAAAGAUCAUUUGAAGGUUUUUCAUCAAAAAUUAUUUUCUCAAAUCUCACCUCUCCGUUCAAAAAAGUAUUUCGGUUUUGUUGACCUACCGACGUAGUUUGGCCUCAAUUUUCGGGUUGCGGAGUUUUCUUUACAAACUUCAACAAGUUUUUCUGUAGUUUAUACCCUUUUCUCUAAAGUUAUUGACACUUUCAGUCUGUUGUUCGCCUACACGAAAAAGCAGUUUCUGGACAACUACGCGACGACGGUUUUCGACAAUUGGGCCAUCUCCGUCAACAUCGACAACAAGAACUUCACCGUCAACCUCUUCGACACCGCCGGACAGGCGAGUUUCUCCUCAUUUCCGAUAUUUUGGGCAGUUUUUCAACAGCUUGAACUAUUUCAUAUUUGUGAACUAUCCCAAUUAUAGCUGACCAUGGCUCCAGAUUAUUUGGAAGUUGAAACUCGAAGUAGUGGAUAGAAAUUAGGGACAUUUCAGAUAUACGAAAUCUCUUUUUUUUUUUUGAGAAAAUAGCUUUCAAAAGAAGCUUCUUUGAACCCUCUUCAAAAACUAGUCUUUCUCGAAAAUUUAGAUUUGUCUAGGUUGCAAAAUUUAGAUUUUUCAUUCACUACAACUAAGUGGACCUAGACAAGUUUAACAUUUCUUAAAUUUUAAGGUGGAAAAACCUCCUUUUAAGUACUGAUAAAUUUCCUUAAGUGACUUCUUCAUUUACUAACGAGUCUCAUUGAACGCGUCGAAACUAAAGUUGGUUCACUUUUAUUUUAAAAAAAUUCAUCUUCUUUUCCUUUCUAUUUUUUUUUUCUCUCACAGUUCAUUCAGAUCUUUUUUUUCUUCGUUCCUUCAUUUAUUGGUCGGAAUUUCUCAUGAAGAGGAAAAAAAUUAUCUACAAUCUAACUUUUCAAUCUAAAGUUUCAAAAUGGUUAAAGAAAAAACUUGCCUUUUCGUCUAUUGAAGAAAAAUUGAUUAGUUUCUCGAAUGGAACAUCUUUUUUGAAGGUUCAAUUAACUGGUUCAAGAGUCCACCUCACUUCAAAAUGUUUUUUUUUUUCACGAAACGUUUCGCUCUUUCUUUUUUUUUUCUUUUUACGAGUGAGCGAAAUGUCCAACUGGAGUGGUUGGAGGACAGGCGUCUUUUGGGACUUUUUUUCAAGCUCAUCAAAACAGAGAAAUCGGGAAAACAUUUCAAUACCGAAAAAAAUUUGAAAAUAAACGGAAAUUUUCAUCUUAAGUAUUUUUUUAAAAAAUCGGCUCGCUUCAUUCAAAAUUUUCUGCUCCACCUAUGAUCAUUUUCAUGAUGUUUAAAAAGAGGCUUGAGAAGCGUCAAUUUGUGGUUUUUUUUAGUCGUUCAAAACGUGCUUUCCAAGCGAUGAAUUACUUGCGCUUUUAAAAGUCGAGUUUUCCAAAAGACGCUGUUUCAAUUCAUUCCAUUUCUCGUUUCAGGAAGACUACGAGCACUUGAGAUGUCUCAGCUACCCGCACACGGACGUCUUUUUGCUGUGUUUCUCGUUGGCCGAUAGAAAAACAUUGGUGAGUCCAAUCGUGCGUGACUAAAAUUCCUUAUUUGUUUCGACCCGUUAAAUAUGAUAAAAUUUUGUUUUGCCAACACAUUUCCCCUCCGUCCGACGGAAAACAAACGAAAGAGAUAUUGUCAGCAUCAUGAAUAAAACAUGUCGGAUUAUGUUGCGCCAUGGCACAAAAUCUUUCUCGUUUUUUUUGUUUAGUUUGACUCGUUGCCAUCGAGCGGGAUCCAGCUAUGGGUUUUUUUUAGAAAUAUCAAAGACUUCAUUGCAAACUUAAGAGAAAUUUACUCCGAAAUUUUAAAACUUGGGAGAAGGAAAAUUUCAAAUUAAUUUUUUUUGCUUUUGUGAGAGCCAUUUUCGCCCUGCAGCAUACAAAAAAAUAGGUAAAAAAACGGACUUUUAUAUAAUUUUUUUAAGGAAAAACUUGGUGAGUUAUUUGAAGUCAUCCGAAGUUUUUUUAAGAUAUAUAUUUUUUCAUAUAAUACAAAUUUCACGACCUUUUAAAAAUUUUCUGCACCUUCAUGAACCAAAGAAAGCUUCCUUGAAUAAUUGAUCAAUCCCAGGAUUCGUGCCGAACAGUCUGGGUCCCAGAACUGAGAAAGUACGCCGGCGACAACAUCCCGAUCGUCUUGGUCGGCACGAAAGAAGACGUCGUCGAGUCGUCGCCGGCGCCAAAAGACGCCGUCAGCCACGAUCUCGCUCGUCGCGUGGCUCUCGAGGUUUUUUUUUCCAGAAAAAUCUUGUUUUUUUUUGUGGCGGUCAUUCCGAAAUGAUAGUGCGAGAAUGGGUCACCAUUCUGUUGACUCAAAGCUUAACAAAGGAUUUUCGAGCCGGAAAAGCAACCGAGUUUCUUUUUCUUCUUUUGAUCUUCCAUAAAGCGAACCUCACGACGAAAAAAUUAAUGACCGAGCUCAAAAACUUUGAGGAUCAGCUUGGAAACUAAAGUUUCAGUUUCAUAUAAACGCCAUGAUUCUAUAAAUAACACAUAAUGAUUCCUCCAAAAAAUUUGACCUUUUUUUGAUACAUUAAAAGUUUCUUUUUUUUUUACUCAAGGGAGGUUUCAAAACACUUGGGACUUAUAUCGAAAUCGAAAAAAAUAACAUGACCCAUGGUCAUGGACAGUACGAAGAUGCUCAGGGUUUCGAAUUUUCUCUAUAUUAUAUUUUUUUCUUAAAAAUAAGAGGCUCAAAUUUAGCAAAAAAAGCUUAUUUUUAAAAAAAGUGUGAGCCAAUUUCUCAAAAAUAUUCCAUAAAAGUUAAGAAGAAUACCUUGUCAGUUUUUUUUCUUUCGUCAAAUUAAAAAAAGCCCAUGAAUAGACUUCGUUUUGAGAUCGGCUGCGUCAAGUACUUGGCGUGUUCGGCGCUGACACACAAAGGCCUGAAACGGGUGUUCGACGAAAGUCUCCUGGCGGCGGUCGGCGUCAAGAUCGAAGAGGAAUCGCCAUCUCCCUGCUGCUGCCUUUCCUGA